Molecule: messenger RNA, 7111 nt
Organism: Stegostoma tigrinum
Lineage: Eukaryota; Metazoa; Chordata; Chondrichthyes; Orectolobiformes; Stegostomatidae
Gene: cacna1ia
Product: calcium voltage-gated channel subunit alpha1 Ia
Exons: 35
Coding region: 19-6240 (2073 amino acids)
Biological process (GO): positive regulation of calcium ion-dependent exocytosis; calcium ion transmembrane transport; sodium ion transmembrane transport
Cellular component (GO): voltage-gated calcium channel complex; plasma membrane; voltage-gated sodium channel complex
Molecular function (GO): voltage-gated sodium channel activity; low voltage-gated calcium channel activity
Source: RefSeq, a predicted model, not a curated record
UGGUUCGAGCAUGUCAGUAUGCUUGUCAUCCUUCUCAACUGUGUCACUCUGGGAAUGUACCAACCUUGUGAAGAUGUGGACUGCUCCAGUGACAGAUGUAGGAUUUUACAGGCUUUCGACGAUUUCAUCUUUAUUUUCUUCGCCAUGGAGAUGGUGGUCAAGAUGGUUGCCUUGGGGAUCAUCGGGAAGAAGUGUUACCUUGGCGACACAUGGAAUCGACUGGAUUUUUUCAUCGUGAUGUCUGGAAUAGUGGAGUACUCGCUGGACCUGCAGAAUGUCAGCCUAUCCGCAAUCCGAACCGUUCGAGUCCUGCGACCACUGAAAGCCAUCAACCGGGUUCCUAGUAUGAGGAUCCUGGUCAAUCUGUUACUGGACACGCUCCCGAUGCUGGGCAAUGUCCUGCUGCUGUGCUUCUUUGUCUUUUUUAUAUUCGGAAUCAUCGGUGUGCAGCUGUGGGCCGGUCUCCUGCGGAACCGCUGUUUUCUGGAAGAGAACUUGACAUUGUACAAUGGACUCUCUCUGCCUCAGUACUAUCAUCCAGAGAAAGAUGAUGAGACUCCCUUUAUCUGCUCUCUGUCCGGAGACAACGGCAUCAUGGGCUGCCAUGAGAUCCCAGCCUUGAGGGACAAUGGGCACGAGUGUUGCCUGGACAAGGAUGAUUAUUAUUAUUACGCUGCUCUGGGACAGGAGCUGAACGUCACCGGGGGCUGUGUGAACUGGAACCGCUAUUACACAGUGUGCCAGACUGGGGAUAGAAACCCCCACAAAGGUGCCAUCAACUUUGACAACAUUGGCUAUGCGUGGAUUGUGAUCUUUCAGGUUAUAACACUGGAAGGUUGGGUCGAGAUCAUGUACUAUGUAAUGGAUGCACACUCUUUCUACAAUUUCAUUUACUUCAUCUUGCUUAUUAUCGUAGGUUCAUUCUUCAUGAUCAACCUGUGCCUGGUUGUCAUAGCGACGCAGUUCUCGGAGACGAAGCAGCGGGAGCACCAGCUGAUGCAGGAGCAGCGGGCAUUGUACCUGUCCUCGAGCACAGUGGCAAGUUUCACCGAGCCAGGGGACUGCUACGAGGAGAUCUUCCAGUACGUCUGCCACAUACUGCGGAAGGCACGCCGCCGCACCCUGGGAAUCUACACCAGCUUCCAUAGCCGUCGCCAGGGCAACCGAGAAGCCUCCAGUCUGGGUGUUUGCCAGAAGGAGUGCGGGCACUGCCCCGUGAUGGACAACCUGGAUUACACCCCACACGCAAUCGUCCAGCCCAUUGUCUUGAGCCUGACGUCUGACCCUAGCCACUGCCCACAAUGCAACAGCGUCGAACUGACCACAGGAGGUAAAGCCUCCGACCUGGUUGACACUGAGGCCGGAUCGGCUCAUGAGGCGGGGAUGGACAAAGAGACAGAGUUGGAUAGAAAGGGGACAGUGAACCCGGAAAGGGAGCCAGGCUGGUGUGUUGAAUUGUGGAGCGAAAUGCGUGGCAAGCUGACAAAUAUCGUGGAGAGCAAAUAUUUCAACCGAGGCAUCAUGAUGGCAAUUCUCAUAAACACUAUUAGCAUGGGGAUCGAGCACCAUGAGCAGCCAGAGGAGUUGACCCAUGUCUUGGAAAUCAGCAAUAUCGUAUUCACCAGCAUGUUCGCCCUGGAAAUGCUUCUCAAACUCACUGCAUUUGGAUUCUUCAACUACUUGAGAAAUCCUUAUAAUAUUUUUGACGGCAUCAUCGUCAUCAUCAGCGUCUGCGAGAUCAUUGGUCAGUCAGACGGGGGCCUGUCAGUCUUACGGACCUUCCGUCUGCUCCGGGUGCUGAAGUUGGUCAGGUUCAUGCCAGCUCUCCGCCGUCAGCUCGUCGUCCUAAUGAAGACCAUGGACAAUGUUGCCACCUUCUGCAUGCUGCUGAUGCUCUUCAUCUUCAUCUUCAGCAUUCUGGGAAUGCACAUAUUCGGUUGCAAAUUUAGCCUGAAGACCGAUGGUGGGGACACAGUUCCCGACAGGAAGAACUUUGACUCACUUCUCUGGGCUAUUGUCACAGUUUUUCAGAUUCUGACCCAAGAGGACUGGAAUGUUGUGCUUUAUAACGGGAUGGCCUCCACUUCACCCUGGGCCGCCUUGUAUUUUGUGGCCCUGAUGACCUUUGGCAAUUACGUGCUCUUUAACCUGCUGGUCGCCAUCCUGGUCGAGGGUUUUCAGGCUGAGGGAGAUGCCAACAAGUCAGACUCGGAGGAAGAACAAACUUCAACAAAUUUUGAAGACUAUGAAAAGAUCAAAGAAAUGCAUUACUUAUCAGAGCUGAAAGCCUGUUCGAUUGCCAUGACUCCCAACGGGCAUUUGGAUCUGUCUCCUCAGAAUCAGUGCAUAGGAUCAAGGAGUUCACUACAACCGGAAAACCCUUACAUCCCUGCGGAAUCACGGAAAAGCAGCAUGACUUCACUGACCCGUGUCAACUUUGACCAGAAGUCACUGUCAAGCCGGCGAAGCUCUCACUAUGUACCAUGGGGCGCUGGCAGUAAUUGGGGCAGCCGGAGGACCAGCUGGGGCAGCGUAGGCCGAGCCUCGAGCCUGAAACACAAGCCUCUCUCCGGGGAACAUGAGGCCCUCCUUGCGGGCGACAGGCAAAGAAUCUCCUCGACCUCUGAUGACCCCAGAGACGCCCGUCCCGAGGAGGCUGCCAGCUCCAACCCACUGCUUCGUCGGGCACUAUCGCUGGACACCAAAGGUUCAGGGGACUUGCCGGAACUCCUCCAGGUCCCCGCUGUGCAGCCCGUGCCCAGGAAGAACAGCAUAGCGACGGUUACCUUGGAGCGUAGGGACUGUAAUGGCAAGGGCCCACAUAUUGUGAAGGAAAUCUUCCCAAAGAUGAACAACAGGAAAGACCGGGGCGUUUAUGAUGAGGAAAUCGACUAUAGCCUGUGGUUCCGAAUUCAGAAGAUGGUGGAAAUCUACAAACCGGACUGGUGUGAUACUCGGGCAGACUGGUCAGUUUAUCUGUUCUCCCCACAGAAUAGUUUCCGCCUGAUGUGUCAAAUGAUCAUCACCCACAAGCUCUUUGAUUACAUCGUCCUGGCCUUUAUUUUCCUGAACUGCAUCACGGUGGCAUUGGAGAGGCCUGAGAUUGACCAGGGAAGCACAGAAAGGAUCUUCCUCAGCGUUUCCAACUAUUUCUUCACAGCUAUCUUUGUGGCAGAGAUGACCCUGAAGGUUGUGUCUCUGGGGUUUUACAUUGGUGACCAAGCCUACCUGCGAAGUAGCUGGAACAUCCUGGAUGGGUUCCUGGUCUUUGUCUCACUUAUCGACAUAGUCGUGUCACUGGCAUCAGCAGGUGGAGCGAAGAUACUGGGCGUACUCCGUGUGCUCAGGCUCCUCAGGACACUGCGGCCCCUCAGGGUCAUCAGUCGAGCUCCAGGUUUGAAAUUGGUUGUUGAAACUCUCAUUUCCUCACUCAAGCCCAUUGGGAACAUUGUCCUGAUUUGCUGCGCUUUCUUCAUAAUCUUCGGGAUCCUUGGAGUCCAGCUUUUCAAAGGCAAGUUCUACUACUGCCAAGGCCAUGACACGCGCAAUGUCACUAACAGGUCGGACUGCUUGCUGGCUAACUACAGGUGGAUCCACCACAAGUACAACUUUGACAACCUGGGACAGGCUCUGAUGUCACUCUUUGUGCUGGCUUCGAAGGAUGGCUGGGUCAACAUCAUGUACCAUGGGCUGGAUGCAGUCUCCAUUGACCAACAGCCCAUCAUCAACCACAACCCCUGGAUGUUACUGUAUUUCAUCUCCUUUCUGCUCAUCGUCAGCUUCUUUGUGUUGAACAUGUUUGUUGGGGUGGUAGUGGAGAACUUUCACAAGUGCCGUCAGCACCAGGAGGCCGAGGAAGCAAGGAGGCGCGAGGAGAAACGUCUGCAGAGGCUGGAGAAGAAACGCAGGAAGGCCCAACGUUUGCCAUAUUACGCAGCCUACUCACCAGUCCGCCUCUUCAUCCACACCAUGUGCACGAGCCAUUACCUGGACCUCUUCAUCACCUUCACCAUCUGCAUCAACGUGGUCACCAUGUCUCUGGAACACUACAAUCAACCCAAGUCUCUAGAAGUUUCUCUGAAGUAUUGUAACUACAUGUUCACAACAGUGUUCAUCCUGGAAGCAGUUCUUAAACUGAUAGCUUUUGGAUUACGGAGGUUUUUCAAGGACAGGUGGAACCAGCUGGACCUGGCCAUUGUGCUGCUCUCUGUGAUGGGGAUCACCCUGGAGGAGAUCGAGAUUAGUGCUGCCCUGCCCAUUAACCCCACCAUCAUCCGCAUCAUGAGGGUUCUCCGGAUCACUCGGGUGCUAAAAUUACUGAAGAUGGCUACUGGAAUGAGGGCCCUCCUGGACACCGUAGUACAGGCUCUGCCUCAGGUGGGGAACCUUGGCCUCCUGUUCAUGCUCCUUUUCUUCAUUUACGCAGCGCUGGGAGUGGAACUGUUUGGUAAAUUGGUCUGUGAUGAGGACCAUCCCUGCGAGGGAAUGAGCCGCCAUGCUACCUUCGAGAACUUUGGCAUGGCAUUCCUGACGCUGUUCCAAGUGUCAACUGGAGACAACUGGAAUGGGAUCAUGAAGGACACCCUCCGCGAUUGCUCCAACGACGACCGUGGUUGUUUCAGCAACCUCCAGCUGAUCUCACCGCUGUACUUUGUCAGCUUUGUGCUGACGGCCCAGUUUGUGCUGAUCAAUGUGGUAGUGGCUGUCCUCAUGAAGCAUCUCGACGACAGUAACAAGGAGGCCCAGGAGGACGCCGAGUUGGACGCUGAGAUUGAGAUGGAACUGGCCCAAGGGUUCUGCUGCCAGCUGGUGGGUCCAUCAGCCCUGGGGGGCAGUGCUGGGUCCGACAAUGGCCCCAAGGGUCAUAAGAAGAAAGCAGAGAGACCAGACCCAGGGAAACACAUCUCACCUGCACAGGAGAACCUGUGGCUGGACAGUGUCUCACUAAUCAUACGAGAUACUUUUGAGAAUGAACUGUUGAUGAUUGAUAACCUCUCUGGAUCUAUCUUCCACCAUUACACCUCUUCACCCACCUGCCGGGACUGUCACCACGACAAGCAUGAGGUUCACCUUGCUGAGACAGAAGCAUUCUCCCUGGCCUCUGACCUCCUCUCGGACAAAUCAUCAUCAGUGGUUCUGGCCGAUGAUCUGAGCUCAGAUGACAGUGUACCCAACCUGCCCACCAGGGAAAGCCAUGAGAAGGAAGGAACAAAUGAUCCCAGUUUUUCUGAGAAUGGCAGCACAAGCAUUGUAACAUUGAAGGAGACAGCGAUAUGCAGAACAAGCUCACUGCCAAACAACAGCUACACUUCGCAUGUCGAGAAUUCAGAUUCAGGCCAAACAGUUCCAGAAACGCAGCCGGAACCCACAGAGCAGAAGGGUGUGGCUCCUCUCCAGACUUCUUCCUCCUCCUCUUGUCUUCAGUUUUCAACCGAGAUCUUCCAUCCUGCAAAGCUUUCCUCCACAGAGCAGGCUCACAGCACUCAGUAUCCCAAGGUCUCUUCUUCCUCUUCCUGGGCCUUGCUACAGUCAUCCAACGUGGCCUGGUCCCUCCAGCGACAGGUCGCCAUAAGCGAUACCUCACUGAGUGACGGCUCGGUGGACAGCCUUCAGACAACACUGGAAAACAGCCUGAGAUUGGCGGUGUCACCUCAGUGCACACUGGCUCUCCCCAUGGUCUGUACCGCUCUGUCAGGCCAAAGAAACACUCCUUCCUUCACCCCUCCUCUUCGGACAAACACCCUCCAACGUCGGAGAGGCCUCGGGCUCCAGAUGAUGAGGGGACGCCAAAGGAGCCAAAGCAGCGGGGGCAGCACCAGCCCAGGAUGCACAUAUCAGGACUCCAUGGACCCCUCGGAUGAGGAAGGAAUCAGCCACUCCCUGAGGGCCAACAGCGAGCAGUCUGAGACACUGAGCAGCCUCUCUCUAACCUCCCUCUUCUCUCCGUCACGCUCUCCGCCCACUCCAAUCAAAAAAUGUAACAGCACAGGCACUUUGGACACUGUCUCGAAAGGCCGGGACACCAAACAAUUUUAUACCGUUGACCAACAAGGGUUCUUAACAGCCCCCUCUUGGGUAUCCGACUUCUGCAGGAAUGACCAUCCUGCUUCUGGCCUGGAAGGUCAAGGAGCUGACCGGGAGACAGACGCUGAGGACGUUAAAAUAGCACACGUGCGGCCAUCCUCCCAGAUCCAAACUGGGCCUGAGUACAACGCCACGAUGCAAAGGAAGAAAAGAUGACUUUGCUGCGUCCAUUUUUUUUAAGUAAUAAUAAAAAAAAAGAGAAAGAUGUACUGGCUGAAACACUUAGUUUACCUCAUCAUGUGAGAGUUAUGCAGUCCAGCUAUCUCGUGGCGUACGUGUGUACCAGAUGAAAGGUCACAAUUAAUUCAACUCUUGGUGUGUGAAGUCACUCUCGAAACCUAGGCAGCAGAAAUGUUAUCUCUUUUUUUUUGUUUUGUUCUCCUCCCAACUUCCAAAAUCAAUGAAGAAUGUAACAUUAGUUGAUAGCAACAGCCACUAAGAACCGAACAAGGGUGGGUGAAAUUGGUUUCGGAGAAGGUUCUAGAAUCCCCUCAGUGCAUUAAAUUGAGGGUGGGAGGAAUAGCUCCAGUUAGGCUUAUCAGUGUCAUGGUGACAGAGUAGGCCCGAACUCCAGAAUGCCAGUAAGCUAAAUAAAUGAUGAUGUACAUUUUCAGAUUGCUGUGAGGGAAGAGACGGGGGAGUUAAGACUUCAAAAAAAGCGAAGAUGGAUCGCACUGACACCAUUUGGGAUUCAAUAACGGAAGUCUAUUUAUAAAAAAAAACCAUUCAAGCUUGUUGGAAAGAGUUCUGUUGUUGGAAAUUUUGGAGAGAUUGCUUCAAAGAAGUGUUCAUACAAAUAUUAUUUUUUUAAACAUUUGUUUAUUUCCGUUUUAUUUAAAUGCAUGCUUUAAAUAUUUGGUUUGUGCCAAAUCAGACUUAUUCUUCUAGAUGUACCAAAUGUAAUAUUUAUACAAAAAUAAUAUAUUAAAAUAUGUCAAGCCUGUAAUUUUUGUAAACUUUUGCGCCAGUUCCAAGCGAAUCCUGAGCCCAUGUUUCACGUUGACGGCUCAUUAUCAAAACGGAGGGU